GACCCCGGCGGGUCUGCUGAGAGGUGGGUCCGUUGGCCCCGGAGCCUGGGGCUGGGUCGGGGGCUUUGGCCGCCCCCCCAGGCACAAAUCAGCGCCUUCAUCGUGGAAGUUCUGCCCGAGAACUAAUUUCUGCCUCCCAAGAUGGAAGAAGAUGCCAGCCUGUUCCCUAAGAAGCUUUUGGACGACGCCCCCCUUGUGGAGGAUGAAACAGAUGAACUGGAGGAUCCGGAGUUUGUGCUGGACUCUGUCCCCGGGGGGGCUGAGAACAAGGCGGACCCAGGAAGCUCCUGUCCAGGGAAAGAGCAGAACGCAGACAAGAGGAAGCAGAGACCAGCCGUCCAGGACAGAAUGCAGGCCUCACUCCUGCGGAGGGACUUGAGCCACCUAGACCAGCUGCAUGAAGAGAAAGACCUUUUCAUUCAGAAAACGAGGGCGGAGCUGCGUGCUUGCCGCCGGAGGAUGGGGCUCCUCGCCAAGCAGCAGGAGAGCGUGGCGGCCGACCUGGCCGCGGAGAGAGCCGCCGGCAACACGGCAGCCGUGGGUCGCCUCGAGGCAGCGUCCCAGCGCCUGUGCUCAGAGCUGGGGAACGAGAGGGACCUGCAGGCGAAGAUGACGGCCGUGCUGCAGGAGAGCGUGAGCGCCAUGUGGCACAUCGAGAUCCAGGAGAGGCAGCUGGAGGACACCCGCAAGUCGGCCCGAGCGGAGGCCCCGGCUGCCAGGAGGUGCCUCCGGGAGAGGGGGGCCUCGGGGAAGGCAGAGCGGAACCGGCUGCUGCGGGUGCGGAGAUCCGUGUGCCUGCAGACGGAGCGCGGGCUCAGGCGCCAGAAGCUGGUGGAAGACGCCCAGAAGAACCAUCGGAAGGCCGUGAAGUUCCUGAAGGCCUCCCUGGGGAGGGUCCGCGAGCAGCAGCGGGAAGAGGCGCUGGAGGCCCGCGAGCGCAUGCGCAGGCGCAGGGACGCCGUGCUGGCCCUGAAGAACAGCAUCUCCGCCAGCCGGGAGACACUCCGGAAAUUUCAAGCAUGGGACCAGGCCAAGGCAGAGCUGGCGGAACAGAAGGCCCAGGCCGAGAAGGAGGUGAUUUUGGCCCAAGGUGGGGACGCUUUCAAGCACUUUUGCCAUCAACGCCGGCGCCGGGAGCUGGAGGCCCAGAACCGCGCCUUCGCGGAGGAGCAGAAGCUCAGGAAGCACGAGAUCGUGCGGCGGAUCUCGAAGGAGGAGGCGGAGGAGGGCAGGAGGAAGCAGCGGCCCCCGCCCCCCAGACCCGCGGGCCGGCCGGCCCUGAGGGGCCGGACCUGGAGCUACGUGGCCGCCUUCCAUGCCGGGAAGAGCACGCUGUUGCGUUCCUCUCCCCAACUCCAGGAGGGCAGGUCUGCGUUACCCCAAGCCUCUCUGCUGGUGAAGGCCGUGUCCAGCGAGUCCGUCCAAGCGGACGGGGGGAGCCUUGGCCGGGCGGAGGAGACACUAGCUCGGCCGGAGAUCCCCGGGCUCUGGAAGGAGGACUACAAGCCGUACCAGGUGCCCAAGGAGGACAUGGACCAGAAGCCCGUGGGCGGAACGAAGAUGGACAAGGACGUCCUGGCGCGCACUGUGCAGCGGCUGCACAGCGGGGUGAUCCGCAAGCAGGUGGCGUCCAGGCGCGAGUUCAGAGGGUGUCCCUUCAACAGCAAGCCCAAGCUCGUCCACUUCAAGGACUUUGAUAUCGGCAAAGUGUACAAGAAAAAGAUCACGCUGAUUAACGCCACCUACACGAUUAACUACUGCAAGCUGGUGGGCGUGGAGGAGAGCCUCCGGGACUUCAUCCACAUCGACUUUGACCCCCCCGGUCCUAUGUCAGCCGGCAUGUCCUGUGAAGUGCUUGUCACCUUCAAGCCCAUGGUAAACAAAGAUCUGGAAGGAAAUGUCUCGUUUCUGGCUCAGACGGGCAGGUUUUCUGUUCCACUGAAAUGUUCAACGAAGAAAUGCUCCCUGUCCCUCGACAAGGAGCUCAUCGACUUCGGCAGCUAUGUGGUGGGUGAGACUGCAUCCCGGACCGUCACGCUGACCAGCCUCGGGGGCUUGGGCACCAGGUUCAGGUUUCUCCUGGCAUCCGAGUGCUGUGACACAGACACGUCCCCGUCGGCCCUCAGCACGAGCAGUAGCUUUACAUAUGAAGACAAAGGUUUUUACGAUAAAAUCGCCACCAGUUUUUCUGAGCAGCUGAUGGAGGGCAAUGAGUCCUCGCCCACAGACGUGCCGAGCCAGAAGGAGUCUGGAAAGCUGGACGUGAAGGAACAGGAGGAGGGGCGCCCCGUAGAGGGAGUGACCUUGACCACCAUCGUGACUGUACCUCCCAACGAGGGACAGACGGAGUUCUCACUGGGAGAGAUAACGGAGGGGGAGAUUGGCCCCUUCAGCUCCAUCAAAGUGCCCGUCAUCUUCACCCCGAUCGUCCCGGGAGCGGUCUCCACCAGGUUCAAGGUCGUGUUUAAGAAUCAGCAGUGCCCGACCUUGUAUUUCAAAGUCGUCGGUGUUGCUAUCGACGUGCCAGUCUGGGUGCCAAAGCCCAACGUAGACCUGAAGAUCUGCAUGUACGACCGGCUGUAUCAGGACUCCAUCCUCGUCCACACACGGUCGAAGGCCGCUCUGCGCCUGAACUUCGAGGUGUGCAAGGAGCUGCAGGGCCACCUAGAGCUCCUGCCCAAGACCGGCUACAUCCAGGCCCUGUCGUCCUACUCGGUGCAGCUCAAGUUCCUGCCCAGACGCUCCCUCCCGGAAGACGCCGGGAAGUAUUUUGACAAGGAAAGCAGAGUCCUGGAGGCCCCGAUGACUAUCCGGGUGGCUGACCAGAUCAAACCCGUGGGGUUUACUGUCCACGCCAUAGUCACCACCUCGGACCUGGAGCUCAGCCCCUCAGGGGUGGACUUUGGCUACUGCACCGUCUACGAGGCCAUCAGGACCCAAGUCAGCCUCUGCAACCACUCCCUCCUGCCCCAGGAGUUUGGGUUCGUCGGGCUCCCCAAGUUUGUGGACAUCCAGCCCAAUGAUGGGUUCGGGACCAUCCUGCCGCUGGAAACUCUGCAACUCGAUGUAAUCUUUCAGCCCACCGAGGCCAAGGAGUACAACUUCGAGCUCGUCUGCAAGUCAGAGAUUAACCGGUGCUUCAAGCUGACGUGCCGGGCCGUGGGUGUCCACCCGCCCUUGGAGCUGUCCCACUACCAGGUCAAGUUUGCGGCCACCUCCUUGUACGACACGUCGGUGGCCACCCUGUACGUCAUCAACUCCCGCCGGAGCAAGAACUCGCCGACGCCCUCGGUGCCGCGCAUCGGCUUGGCGGACGCGUCCCCCGUGGGGCCCACGUCUUUCGAGUUCCUGCUGCCCCCAGACUCCCCCAUCACCAUCUCACCCUCGGUGGGCACCGUGUGGCCAGGAAAGAGGUGCCUGGUCCGGGUGGCCUUCCGGCCCGUGCUGCCCAGCGAGCUGAUCCACCAGGAAGCCUUGCAAGCCCUGACCAAAGAAGCUGAGGCCAAAUCGUCCCAAAAGGACACGGCCACCCAGAGGAAGGACAAGCGGAGACAGUCCUUCUCCACACUGUGGCUGCAGAACCGAGACCGGCUGUUCCAGGCCUCUGCCUCCCAGCCCCCGGAGCUGCAGAAAGAGGACCUCACGUCCAGCUCCCAGGAAUACCAGGCUGCGCAGGCCACCCUGACCAGAUCUUUCCAGGGGAAGUUUGACAAGUUUGUGGUCCCCUGUGUUGUUGCCAGUGGUGACACCAAAGACAGGAAGGGGACGGAACCCCUGAGCUUCAGUCCCCACAACACCGUGUACCUGGAGCUGUGGUGUCCAGCGGUAGCACCAUCCAUUGUGGUGACGUCCGACAAAGGCAAGACCAUCGCUGACUUCGGCGACAUCGCUGUAGGACACCGCGGCAUAAAGAAGGUCUCCAUCCAGAACAUCUCCCCCGAGGGUCUCGACCUGGAGUACUCCGUGCUGAACCCCAACGGCCCCUUUGUCCUUCUGAACCCCAUCAGCAAGCUGGCGUCUGGAGAGACCCGGGUCCUGGAGCUGUCCUUCUACCCCCGUGAGAGCGUCCUGGCCCAGGAAAUGCUGGAUGUCAUCACCAAGAGAGGCACGCUCUCCCUGGCCCUCGUGGGCACAGGCGUGGCGUCCGUGACCACGUGCUCCAUUGAAGGAGGCGUCCUCAACAUGGGCUACGCGAUCGCCGGAGAAUCCACCUCGGCGAGCUUCAAGCUGCAAAACAAUUCCCCGCUGCCCAUCAAGUUCUCCGUGCAGUUGGACAGCCUCUCCACCAGGAGCGGAGACCAGCACCGGCUGCCGCAGUUCCUGGCCUCCCCGGCCCAGAGGACGGAAGUUGUGGGCACGCAGAACUACAGCGGCCAGAGCGUGUUCAGCGUGGUCCCGGUGGAGGGCGUCAUGGAGCCGGGCAGGGCGCAGGACUUCACCGUGACCUUCAGCCCGGACCAUGAGAGCCUGUACUUCUCUGACCGGCUUCAGGUCAUGCUCUUCGAAAAGAAAAUCUCCCACCAGAUCCUCCUGCAGGGCGCGGCCCGCAAGCACACGAUGUUUGUGGAGGGCGGAGACCCCCUGGAUGUGCCUGUGGAGUCCCUGACCGUGAUGCCUGCCUGCGAGCCCCAGCGCAGAGAGGGUGACCCCCAGCCAGGCCCUCCCUCUCCAGAAGCUGAGGAGCUGAAGCCCAUCCUGGUAACCCUGGACUAUGUCCAGCUGGGCACGGACACGCCGGCCCCACCUGCCACCCGAGAACUGCAGGUGGGCUGCAUCCGGACCACCCAGCUGUCCCCAAAGAAGACGGUCGAGUUCAGCCUGGACAGCAUCGCGUCCCUGCAGCACAAGGGCUUCACCAUCGAACCCUCCAAGGGCUUUGUGGAGCGCGGCCAGACCAAGACCAUCAGCAUCUCCUGGAUGCCACCCAUCGACUUUGAUCCGGACCACCCACUCAUGGUGUCAGCCCUGCUGCAGCUCAGGGGGGACGUGAAGGAGACCUACAAGGUCCUCUUUGUAGCACAGGUGGUGUCCGGCCCCUGAGGCCACAGGAGUCUCUCCACGGAGGCCCCUCGGAUCUUCCUGCCACAUUCAAAGCCCUCCCCCGGUCUGUGGACCCAGCAGAGCCACCCAGGGGACUGGGACCUGGACAUUCCCUGCUGGGCAGCUUCAAAAGGGUGGCCCCCCGCAUGGCCCCAUGGCCAGGGCACCCCAGCUCCACAGGCACGGCCACCUCCUGCUGCCCUGUGUCCAGUGAGUCCGGGGCCAAGGGCUCCUGUCCCAGCCCCACACUCAGAACCGGCAAUGAGGCCAGUCCUGACCACAACCUGCUCCCAGCCUGAGCCCCUCAGAGCCCCCAGCCCCACCAGCACCCACCCAGCCUUUCAAGGUCCUGGAGGGGGGAAGAGCUGCGCCCACCGACCUGUCAAUAAACCCUGCGUGAACCUGUGCAUCCAGGCCUGCAGUGUGGGCCGCUGUGAGCCCUGGGACAAGGCACACCACCCUGCACCUUGCCGUGCUGACCACCUCC
Messenger RNA from Eubalaena glacialis (North Atlantic right whale), 5527 nucleotides. It is a transcript of the gene CFAP74, whose product is annotated as cilia and flagella associated protein 74. Bases 142 to 5040 code for a protein of 1632 amino acids. NCBI's taxonomy places the organism in Eukaryota, Metazoa, Chordata, Mammalia, Artiodactyla, Balaenidae. The record is from RefSeq and is a predicted model, not a curated record. The transcript is spliced from 40 exons.